Volvox carteri f. nagariensis is the source of this 906-nucleotide messenger RNA. RefSeq lists its product as uncharacterized. The transcript is spliced from 2 exons. Bases 1 to 906 code for a protein of 301 amino acids. NCBI's taxonomy places the organism in Eukaryota, Viridiplantae, Chlorophyta, Chlorophyceae, Chlamydomonadales, Volvocaceae. The record is from RefSeq and is a predicted model, not a curated record.
AUGCACUUAAUGCGCCUUGCCUCGCCUUCUUCGCCCAUGCGCAACAGCGUCCACCAGCCAACUUCCAACCGCUGCCUGCAUUCGCUGCCGCCAAUCUUGUCCCCCUAUUCCGGUGGCACCAGUCGGAUGCGGCCACCACUACUGCUGCGGACCGCGCACUGGCCACACACCGAUAGCGUCUCGAGGAGCGGCCAGUGGGUCAGUAGAGAGUCAAGGCCGCGCCCAGGGCUGGCGCAUGGCCACGAAAGUGGCGUGGAAUCCAGUGCAAAAAGUGGUAACGGCACUGCCAGUUGGGCAAAAAAAAGGAGACCGCCAUUCCAAGGGCGACGAAACUGGGGCUUGGAUCACAACUGGGGCUGGACCUGGGGCUGGCGCAGCCCCACUGGGAUGUUGACCGCGGCACGGAAUGCGGAGGCAGUGGUGAAGGAGGCGACUGCCCCGAAGGGGGUGCCAACGGUGGUCAAGGGACCAGGACCACACGAGGUGACAUUGAGGACAGGAUUUACAGCGAGUGGAAGCCGCGGCAUGGCUGGCAGAGGCGACGGAGGAGGAAAGCGGAGUCCGCUGGCCAAGGGACCAAGCGUCGGUCCGAUGACCCUUGGGUCGGUAAGGCGCGGCAUUCGCGGCAACGGAGCUGUCCCUACCCCCGCUAGAGGCAGCAACGGCGGCGGCGACGUCGUCAGCAAGGGCGUCCGUCGGCGGGUGGUACCGUCGCAGGUGCCAAGUUCGCCAGGAUUACCACCCAGCAGACCGUACAAGGGAUCCGUGUUUGCUCGGCACUCUCCAACAACAUCGCAGCCUCCGGCACCAUCAACGGCGGCUCUACCACUCGUCGCACGGACGGGCGAUGACUUGCGGGUGGAGAAGCACGUCGGCUGUCGUGACUCGUCAACGCGAAGAUCCUGA